GCUUGGGCGCCGCGCGCGAGCGCUUCCCUUCCCCCUGCGAGCGCCCGGAUAAUGUCUGAGAAUGUCCAUUUCUGGGACGCUUAGCAGCUAUUAUGUCGACUCGAUCAUAAGUCACGAGAGUGAGGACGCGCCUCCAGCCAAGUUUCCUUCCGGCCAGUACGCGAGCCCCCGGCAGCCGGGCCACGCGGAGCACCUGGAGUUCCCCUCGUGCAGCUUCCAGCCCAAAGCGCCGGUGUUCGGCGCCUCCUGGGCGCCGCUGAGCCCGCACGCGUCCGGAAGCCUGCCGUCCGUCUACCACCCCUACAUCCAGCCCCAGGGCGUCCCGCCGGCCGAGAGCAGGUACCUCCGCACCUGGCUGGAGCCGGCGCCGCGCGGCGAAGCUGCUCCUGCGCAGGGCCAGGCGGCGGUGAAGGCGGAGCCGCUGCUGGGCGCGCCUGGGGAGCUGCUCAAGCAGGGCACGCCCGAGUACAGUUUGGAAACUUCGGCGGGCAGGGAGGCCGUCCUGUCUAAUCAAAGACCCGGCUACGGGGACAAUAAAAUUUGCGAAGGAAGCGAGGACAAAGAGAGGCCGGAUCAAACCAACCUCUCCGCCAACUGGCUGCACGCUCGCUCUUCCCGGAAAAAGCGCUGUCCCUACACCAAAUACCAGACGCUGGAGCUAGAGAAGGAGUUUCUGUUCAAUAUGUACCUCACCAGGGACCGUAGGCACGAAGUGGCCAGACUCCUCAAUCUGAGUGAGAGACAAGUCAAAAUCUGGUUUCAGAACCGGCGGAUGAAAAUGAAGAAAAUGAAUAAGGAACAGGGCAAAGAGUAAAGAUUCCCCCCAGCCCUCCCCACCCCUUCCCCAUCUCAUGCUUAUUUAUAAGGGAUGGCUGUGGAGCCUGUGCUGUCUGGGAUGUGUUCAAGUGAAUGGGGAAGGGGGUCUUUUUCUUCAAAGUCCUUUUCUGCAUCUAGAGCCUCUCUCCUUUCCUUUGCCCUCACCUGUCCUUCUCUUCUCCCUGGGCCUCAGGAGGGAGUUUUAUUGAUUUAGAAGGUAGAUAUAGUUGGUUCCUAAGAAGGUGAUGGGCCCCAAGGAAAGAGUGCCCCUAGUAGAGCCCCUAGCAACCCUCUUAAUUUUCCUGGGAAACCCCAGCCCCUCACUUCCAGCCUGCUUGUUUCCCCCCUGCACCUAUCCCAAAGUCACCCAGGGACACUCCAACUGCACACAGCCCAACAGACGUCCACCUGCAAAAAGCCUGGAGCCCACAGUAACAAUGGGAAGCACUCACAGUCAACACUCAAAUGAAGUGGCACCCUAAAUGCAGACCAUCACACCCCAAAUCUGG
Balaenoptera musculus (blue whale) is the source of this 1325-nucleotide messenger RNA. RefSeq names its product homeobox B9 (gene HOXB9). The record is from RefSeq and is a predicted model, not a curated record. Gene Ontology annotation, cellular component: nucleus. The coding region runs from base 62 to 814 and encodes 250 amino acids. The transcript is spliced from 2 exons. NCBI's taxonomy places the organism in Eukaryota, Metazoa, Chordata, Mammalia, Artiodactyla, Balaenopteridae. Gene Ontology annotation, molecular function: RNA polymerase II cis-regulatory region sequence-specific DNA binding; DNA-binding transcription factor activity, RNA polymerase II-specific. Gene Ontology annotation, biological process: anterior/posterior pattern specification; DNA-templated transcription; regulation of transcription by RNA polymerase II.